This is a messenger RNA of Oryctolagus cuniculus (rabbit), 5894 nucleotides long. Its product is annotated as toll-like receptor 12. Lineage: Eukaryota; Metazoa; Chordata; Mammalia; Lagomorpha; Leporidae. Gene Ontology annotation, biological process: signal transduction. Gene Ontology annotation, molecular function: protein binding; signaling receptor activity; ATP binding. The record is from RefSeq and is a predicted model, not a curated record. Gene Ontology annotation, cellular component: plasma membrane.
CACCCCGGAUUACACUAGGGUCCCCUCCCCCAUUUGGAUUGCACUAGGGCCUCCUCCCCCACCCCUUCUGAUUCUGAAGCCAGUGCAGAAGUCUGGUGACAGCUCAGAGGGAGAGAGGAGGGGAGAGACCAGAACAUUCAUGCCCCUGUUUCCCUUCCUGCGAGGUCCUCCCAGGUUGGUUUCAUAAUUGGACCGAAGUCAUUGCUGCUCUCAAGGCAGCUGGUCCUUCCAAACUCUCUCUUUCCAGGCUCUGGCAACAUCUCCCAGACGUUAUCCCUUUCCUUCAAGGAGAGCUGACAGUGCCUAUAUCGCUAGCUCUUCCUGGCUUCCUGAAGUAGCCCGUGAUCCCCCUGAGUCCUGCUAACACUUUUGUGAUUAGUCCCUUUGCACAAGAACCUCUUAGAGGGGACUCUCUGUUCAUCCAUCUGUCUGUCUCUCAAAAUGUAUUUAAAAUUCUAAUUUGAGGGGCCAGUGCUGUGGCACAGUGGAUUAAAGCCCUGGCCUGAAGUGCCGGCAUCCCAUAUGGGCACCAGUUCAAGUCCCAGCUGCUCCACUUCCGAUCCAGUCUCUGCUAUGGCCUGGGAAAGCAGCGGAAGAUGGCCCAAGUGCUUGGAGCCCUGCACCCGGGUGGGAGACCUGGAGGAAGCUCCUGGCUUUAGAUCAGCUCAGCUCUGGCUGUUGUGGCCAUUUGGGAAAUGAACCAGUGGAUGGAAGAUCUCUCUCUCUCUCUCUGGUUCUACCUCUCUCUGUAACUCUUUCAAAUAAAUAAAAUAAAUCUUUAAAAAAUCUAAUUUGAAUGUGCUUUUCCCUAUAAAGAUCCUAACUAAAGCACUGGUGAAUUAGAAAGUUUCUUUUUAAACUAUCUAGUAUUCAGCAUCUUUGCUAACCAUUCUUCAAUUUUAAAAGUCUGUUUCCAAGCAGUGGAAGAUGGCCAAGGGCUUGGGCCCCUGCAACCCUCAUGGGAGACGCAGAAGAAGCUCCUGGUUCCUGGCUUCGGAUUGGCUUCGCUCUGGCUGUUGCAGCCAUUUGGGGAGUGAACCAGUAGAUGGAUGACCUUUCUCUGUCUCUCCUUCUCUCUGUCUAUAACUCUACCUCUUAAGUAAGUAAAUAAAAUCUUUUUUCUAAAAAAAAAGGUCUGUUUCCAGAAAUUCUUGGGACCCUAAUGUAACCAGGGCGUCUUACAAAUGGUGACCCUGGGGCUUCUCCUUUAAAGUCCACAUAAUGUUCAUUUCUGAGCCUUUUCUUUCUUUCUCAUUCUCCUUGCUGAGGAUUCCAUCGUAAUGUUGAACAGAAAUAGAGGUGUCUCAUUUCCAGCUUUAGAUGGAAUGCAGUAGAUGGUUCUUACAUUUCUUGUAGAGUUGGGUAGACAGCCUCUCCCUGUGGAGAGCAACCGAGACUGGACUAAAUUACUGGAAUUGCUAAGACGAAUUCUAUGCAUCUGAUCUCCCACAACCUGGAGCUGAGAGAGAGUAAACAACUUCUACACAGCUGCCUCACCAAUUCGACUGAUAAGCUGCAGGAGCUGAUCCUGCUCCUGAUUGGAGGAGAGCAGUGUGCUCGGCGUGUGGGCAGCAGAGUUGGGAUUGGUGGAAGAGGACUAUAAAGGAGGAGAGAGACAACAUGCACCAGGAACAUCUAAAGGGAACAUCUGUGCAGCCCCCGAGAGAGCCGGCCGGCGGUGUGCCGCUCCUCUGCGGAAGCGGGGAAAGCGGUGGGGGUGCCGCCGCCCCUCCAUGGAGGCGGGGGGGUGGGGGGUGCGGCAGCUAACCCAGGACGGCGUCGUUCCUCCGCGAGUGAGGGAACGGCAGCUAACCUGGGAAGGGCCGGGCAAAGAGAACAGCGCAGGGUCCAGUGUCGUUCCUCCGCGAGAGGGGGAGUGACAUCUCCCAAGUCAAGGAGUUUGUCUUCUGAGCAGAUCGUGGUUCGCUGCAUUGCUGGCGAUGGUCACCUCCUGCCCUCCCUCAGACCCUGCACGUCAGGGUCCACGCCCAGGGGACCUUCCCUCCCUGUGCCUGCUUGGAAGGGCGGGAGCAGAGCUGGCCGGUGCUCCCAGCUGCACCUGGGCUCUUGGUCUCUUCCAGGCAGAACAGGACGUCCACAGGGCAAUGUUUUCAUGUUUUAUUAUUCUUACACAGCAUCUGCUUUUUCAAAAUUCCUGAUUUACUUCUCGUUUCUGUUAAGAGUAAGGAGAGGGAGCAGUCAAGGGGGUGAUGAGGAGAAGACCCCAUUUGUAAUUUGCAACAAUCCUCCGAAGCAGGUAUUAGGAUGCUUGUAAAGAAACUGGAGCUCGGACUGGUGGUCCCCAGCAUCUCCCACUACUGUGGCAGAGAGGGAUCCCAAAUCCCUGGCGCCAGAACUCGUGCUUAGGAUGCUACUUCCUUCCUCGUGGUGGAGAAGUGAACCCUGGCCCCAUUUCACCACUAGCAUUCUUCCCCUUCCCCCUGACCCUCGGAGCCCUCAUCCCACCCUGACAUUCAGUUCCCCAGCCGUUCUGCAGAUUGGAAGCGCUGGGACCCUCUGACCCUGCUUCUGGAUCCCUUCGGGUCCCUGCUGCUUGGAGCUGCGAUGGGCAGGCGUGUGCUGCUGCCUGGUCUGCUCCUGUGUCUUCCUCCGGCUGCAGGCUGGACGGCUUCUAACUGCCUAGUGACCGAAGGCUCCCGGCUGCCUCUGCUGUCUCGCUACUUCAUAAGCUUCCGGCUGUACUCUAGCCUGCCCCUCCUUGCCACAUGCUUCUCGGUGACCAACCUGACCCAGGCCUUGGAGGCUGUGCCGCAGAGGGUGCAGGGGCUCUGUCUCUCUGGUACUAUUUCUGUUCUGCCCCAGGAUGCCUUCUCCAACUUUCUGGGACUCAAGGUCCUGGAACUGAAUCUCCGUCUCAGCCGGCUCCUGCCAGGAGCUCUGCGGGGCCUGGAACAGCUGCAGUAUCUCUGUUUCACGGCUCCCCCAAUGAAAAAGACGCCACUCUUCCUACCCCCUGAUGCCUUUAGCGGCCUCAGUGCCCUCCAACACCUCAGAUUCUCGGGCCCCUGCCUGGACGAAAGCUUGGGUGUCCGACUGCCUCCUGCGCUACGGCAGCUGUCUGUCACACACGGUUGCCUUCAGGAUAUGGGGACGCUGGCCAACAUCUUCCCAGAUCUGGUGCAAGGCGCUUCCUCUAAGGAUGCCUGGACCCUGGACAGGCUGGAUCUGUCCUUCAACGCGAAGCUGCAGAAUAUCAGUUCUGGGGCUCUCCAGGGCCUGAGACUGGGGACCCUGCGUCUGGACCGCACCAAGAUAAAAGCAGCUGCAGUGCUGGGACUGGGGUUGCAGAGUCUGGACACGCUGUUCGCGUCAUCCUCUGACACGGUGGCACUGCCUGCCGAGCUGGUUGCCUCCUUGGAGCUGCAGCAGCUGCAUUUGAGGGGCAAUCGGAUAAAGCGCAUAGCGCCGGAGGCCUUGGCUUCCUGCCACAGCCUGAAGACCUUGGAUCUUGGAAACACUGGCCUGACGGAGCUGCCACCAAGUUUCCUGGCCACCAUGCCCAGGCUUCAGAGACUGAAUCUGGCCCAAAACCAGCUGCAGGCUGUCAUGCUGUGUGCAAACGAGACAGGGCCUGUGUCAGGCCUGUGGGCCCUGGACAUGUCCGGCAAUGGAUUGCGCAUCCUGCCUCCAGCCACCUUCUCCUGCCUGCCACAGCUACAGGAGCUGGAACUUCAGAUAAACCAGCUGACUCACCUAGAGGGCCAGAUGUUCCAAGGCCUACAGAGGCUAAUGACCUUGAACUUGCACAGCAAUCCUUUGGUAUCCCUGGGUGAGGGCUGGCUGGCUCCUCUGCGUGCUCUGACCAGUCUGAACCUGCUCAACACCCAUGUGGAGCUGAGCUCAGCCGGGGCCUUCUGGGGAGCAGAGAGUCUGCAAGACUUGAAGCUGCAGCUCCCCCGUGGCCCUCCUGGGGUGGCGUUGUCCCUGCCCACCAGGCUGACCAGCCUGGAGCUGCACGCUGUCCCAGGCAGGAAGCCCUGGGAACUGGCUUCUAAUGUCUUUCCAGUGUUGCAGACAAUGACUUUAAAAGACUGGGGCCUGCAGCUGGGGCCCCAGAAUAUCUCCAAAAUCCUCCCCGCUCUUCGCCAGCUCUUUCUGAUUGGCCGGAGCUUGGAGGCCCUCUGCUCCCAGGACGACUCUAGCUUCUUCCUGUGGCAGCUCCCCACGCUGCAGUCCCUGAAGGUCCAGGCGCUGGGACACAUCUCCAGACCCUGCCGCAUCACGGGGCUGCCCAGCCUCCAGGAGCUGAAGCUGGAGUCCUUGAAGUCCAGAGCCCAGCCCCGGCCCCUGCAGCUGGCAGAGCUGGUGGGGGAGCUGCCCCGGCUGGAGGUGCUGCAGCUGUACCACACAGGGCUGCAGACCCUGUCCGCUGCUGCGUUCCGGGGCCUCGGCAGUCUCCAGGUCUUGGUGCUGAUGGAGGAGGACAACCUGGUGCUGGACGACAGCCUCCAGGACCACAGUCCCCGGAUGCCCCAGUACAUGUACAUUCUCUCUUCGUCCUUGGCCUGUCUCUGCGCCAAUGCCUGGGUGGCACCCUGGCUGGAGAGGUCCCCUAGAACCUACUGGCACAUCAGAGCGUACCAGAUGUGCCCGGCAGAAGCUGAGGGCCGUCCCAAGAGCCCUCUCUUCCCCUUUCUCCAGAGCCACUGCUUCCAGACCUUGGAGCUGGCGCUUUUUGUGGGCUCCUAUUGCCUGCUGCUUCUGUUGAUCGCCUUGCCCCUCCUCCAGGAAGCCCGCAACUCUUGGGUCCUUUAUCUCCAGGCCUGGCUCAGGGCUUGGCUCCAGGGUCUGUGGGGUCAGAGGGGCGAGGGCAGGAGAUUCCUCUACGAUGUGUUCGUGUCCCACUGCAGCGAAGACCAGGGCUGGGUGGUGCAGGAGCUGCUGCCUAUUCUGGAGGGCUGUCCUCCAGCUGGCCGCGGACUGCGCCUCUGCCUCCCCGAGAGGGACUUUGAGCCGGGCAAAGACGUGGUUGACAAUGUGGCCGACAGCAUGGCGGGCAGCCGGGUGACCCUGUGCGUGAUGAGUCACCGGGCCCUGCACACGGCCCGCUGCCGCCUGGAGCUCCGCCUGGCCACCUCCCUGGUGUUGGCUGCCCCUCGGCCCCCCGUGCUGCUGCUGAUCUUCCUGGAGCGCAUCUCCCGCCACCAGCUGCCCCGCUACCACAGACUGGCCUGGCUGCUCCGCAGGGGCGACUACUGCCUGUGGCCCGAGGAAGAGGAAAAAAAGGAGGGCUUUUGGGCUUGGCUGGGGUGCAGGCUGCGGCAGUCUGGGUUAGGGUAGGGUGGGUGCUUGUGUGCUGGGGGCUGGGCUUAGGAAAAGCAAAGCAGCCUGGCAGGGAGCCAGCGGGUAUGUGUGCCGGGGCGGGAGACGGAACCCAGCUUCCUGUAGGAGGUGGGGGGCACUGCCUGUGUGGGGAGGGUCACUUGUGAGGAGCACAGGCUCUGGAGGCCGGAUGGGAGGAUCCGGGAGCUGGGAGCUGGCAGGUGGCCAUGCAGCAUGCGACACAUUCCGACAACCUCCAAACCCUCAGUAAAUUUACUAAAUCCACAAAAUGCUUGGCUUGCUGGAACUUUAUUAUGAUGAUGACGAUGACGUUUUGAACGGAAGGCAGAAGGUGAAGGGGCAGCAGCCACAAACUGCAGCCCAGAGGAAAUGAGCCUGGGAAUGCACGGGGCAGGGUGGGGGAAGGGGCUCUGAGCCGCCCGAGACUGUGCGAUGGGGUCCAGGCCAAGUCCGACCAGAUCUUCAAGGGACAAGAGGGCCCCCUCUGCCAUCUGGGUUAGAGAGGGAUUGGCAGCCGAGCACUGCAAAGCUGGGAUGCUGCCCAGGAGGCAGUAGAUUGCCUGCUCCCGCGGUAAAAACACGAGGGGGCG